Molecule: messenger RNA, 3792 nt
Organism: Sphaerodactylus townsendi
Lineage: Eukaryota; Metazoa; Chordata; Lepidosauria; Squamata; Sphaerodactylidae
Gene: SCARF2
Product: scavenger receptor class F member 2
Exons: 11
Coding region: 156-3023 (955 amino acids)
Molecular function (GO): scavenger receptor activity
Source: RefSeq, a predicted model, not a curated record
GGGCGAAGGGGAGGCGGCGGCGGCGGCGCUCGCACUGCAGCUUCCGGCCGGGCUCCUGCAGCACCAGCAGGCAGCGGCGAGGAAGAGCCGCAGCCGCCGCCGGGGAGCAGCCAGGCUGCCCGGGCCGGACCGGAGAGCGCUCCGCCGCGCCACGCAUGGAGACGCCGCCGAGGAGGGCCCGGCGCGCCGGGGCUGCAGCCGAAGUCGGAGGCGGCGCGCUCCUCCCUCUGCUGCUGCUGCUGCUACUGCUGAGCUGCUGGGGAGCUGCCCAGGAGCUGAGUCCCCGCGGGAGGAACGUCUGUCCGGCGCCCGGUUCUAGUGGGUCCAUUUGCUGUCCUGGAUGGAGGCAACAAGGCGAGGAAUGUUUGAUUGCCAUUUGUGAGGGAAAUUUCACCUGCAAGGAUAAUGAGGUUUGUGUGAGACCCAACGAAUGCCGCUGUCGCCAUGGCUACUUUGGAGCCAAUUGCGAGACAAAAUGUCCCCGCCAGUUCUGGGGCCCUGACUGCAAAGAGAUGUGCCGGUGCCACCCUAAUGGGCAGUGUGAAGAUGUGACAGGCCAGUGCACGUGCAAUGCCAACCGCUGGGGUCCAAAGUGUGAGAACCCUUGCUUGUGCAAACAUGGGAAGUGCGACCAGAAGAUGGGAAAAUGCACCUGCGAGCCCAACUGGUGGGGCCCACAGUGUUCCAGCACAUGCUACUGCAGCCUCAACUCUCAGUGUGACCAACAAACGGGGACUUGCAUCUGUCAGCCCGGCUGGUGGGGCCGCAGCUGCAACAACCAGUGUGCUUGCAGCAACUCUCCUUGUGAGCAGUUUACUGGGCGCUGCCAGUGUCGUGGCAGGACCUUUGGACCCCGCUGUGACCGCUACUGCCAGUGCCAUAUGGGCAGGUGCAACCAGCUUGACGGGACGUGCACUUGUGACCCGGGCUAUCGUGGCAAGUUCUGUCGAGAGCCAUGCCCAGCCGGCUUCUACGGACAAGGCUGCAGGAGGCGAUGCGGCCAGUGCAAGGGACUGCAGCCGUGCACGAUUGUGGAUGGCCUCUGCCUGGCGUGUGAAGCGGGCUGGAACGGCACCAAGUGCGACCAGGUCUGUGCCUCGGGCUUCUAUGGAGAAGGUUGUGAGCAGAUCUGCCCUUCCUGCAAAGAUGGCCACACUUGCAAUCAUAUCAAUGGGAAGUGUUCUCUCUGCAAUCCUGGCUGGAUUGGAGACAGGUGUGAGACCAAGUGCCGGAACGGGACAUAUGGUGAGAACUGCGCCUUUGUUUGUAGUGACUGCGUCAACGGUGAAUGUCACUUUGAGACAGGAAGAUGCCUCUGCAGAGCGGGAUUUUACGGGACUUCCUGCAAUAUGUCGUGCCCAACUGGUCAGUAUGGAGUGAACUGUGCAGAAUCCUGCAAUUGCCACAAAGACUCCUGCGACCCCCUGACAGGAGAUUGCUACAUGGAAGCCAACCAGCGGAUGGGGGUGAUCGGAGCCGGAGCCCUCCUGACCUUGCUGCUAAUUCUGCUCCUCUCACUUCUGUGUUGCUGCUGCGUUUGCCGCAAGAAGGACCAAGCUCGGGACACAAAUCAGGAUCCAGCCAACAAGAAGUCCCCAAGACGUCUUUGUGGCAGGUUCAGCCAGAUCAGUAUGAAACUUCCCCGGAUUCCUCUUCGCCGUCAGAAAUUACCCAAAGUUGUUGUGGCUCAUCAUGACUUGGAGAACACCAUGAACUGCAGCUUCAUUGAACCCCCAUCGGUAGUGGAGCAGCCAUCACCUUCAUGGUCUUCUCAGGGCUCUUUCUCUUCCUUCGACACCACUGAUGAAGGACCCGUAUACUGUGUCCCACACGAAGAGAGCAUGAGCGACAUCAAAGACAGAGUUUCAGCCCCUUGCAACCUAGUGGAGAAGAUGGCGCCAACAAUCAGUGAGGAGGAAGCUGGGGAGUACACCGUCUUAAAAGAAAGCAGCUCCCUCCAAGCAGACAGCAGCGAAAUGCCCUUGCUCAAAUCCUCUGACAGCGAGCGCUCGUCUUGUGGCUCUGGCUCAGCCAGCGGAGCUCUCUAUGCCAGGAUUGCCCGUCUCUCCAAGCAGUCCAAAGAUGAAGAUGAAAACGCCAUGGAAAACAAGAGUCCGAAGCCACCGUCCCCAGAGAGAGCCAAGCCUCCUCCUCCAGACCCCUCGACAAAGCCCAAAGUCUCCUGGAUCCACAGCAAGUACAACUCAAACCAGUCCAACUCCUUGCCUGCCAUUGGAAUGCCUGAUCCCUCGGAACAGAAGCAGGGGAUGGCAAAGAGGAAACGGAGCCCCAGUGAAACAUCUGCAGGGGUUCACAGCAAGCCAGAUGAAAAGGCACCCGCGAGAAGCAAAGAGAAGGCCCCAAAGUAUCCAAAAGAAUUGUGCUCCCCUGAAGGCAAAGCCAUUCCUGCCUCUGGGGAUUCACACUCGCCAUCCAAAUCCAAGCAGCGGCACAAGACUAGCGCAGAGCAAAUGGAGAAUAUCAACGGGGCCAUUCAGAAUGUGAUCAAAAAGAUAGGGAGCCAUCCCCUAGACCGGAAAGGAGGGGAUGCCCCCAAGAGCCCUAAUCACAGCAAACCUCGCUCUGAAGUCAUCCACCCCCACUUGUCUUCAGAAGCAGCAACGCUGCUGGCUGCACAGUUAAAGGAAAAGACUCAGAGCCUUAACAGGGGCGACAGUGGGGCAAGGCAGAAUGGGGUGAGCCCCCUGCCAGCUCAGAGGGAGAAACCCACUCCUCCGCAAAAGGCGAAGCGCUCUGUGGCCACCAGCAGCCAGAAGUCCAGCAAGCCUGUGCUGCCGACUUCGCCCAACCUGCAGAAAUUAAUCAAUCCCGUUUCAGAGGCCCCAGCUGGUGACCCCAAAAAGGUGGAGAAGCAUAGCUGCAGCGGCAACCAAGAGCCAAUGCCCACCGGUGACCCCGUGGUCAAGAAAACUCCCAUCAAAAAGCCACCUAGGAAGAAGAGCAGAGAAGCUGUCUCAAACCAGGCCAAAACAACCACGACACCACCUCAGACUGUCCAGUAAAGGGAGGCUGUCUUCUGUGGUCUACUAAAGAGCCCACAGAAGAGGAAGUGCUCAGUGGAAAUGGGGAGGCAGGGACAGAAUCUGUCUUGGAGGAAGACAAGGACACUCCUGAGGGGGAUAUCUCCUACAGAUAGAUGUGGACCCAAUGCCAUUGGGAGGCCUUCUCCCCCAGCAGCGGGCCCAAAGCACUUCUGGUUUCAUUCCCUCUUUGUUGUGUGGGGAGGGAUUUUGUGGGCAAGCGCUGGCGCCUGGGGUGGGGCGGGGAGUGGGGAGGGAAGAGGGAGGGCUUAGCAGGGCAGGAUGGGUCAUAUUUGUAACAGUAUUAUAACUGCAUACACAUGCUUCUCUCCCUAAGAUUGCCUGAGUUGUUAUAAUCUGCAAUAUGGAUUAGUUGGCUUUCUUUAAUCCUAGUCCGGUCUGGGAACUACCACAGCAAAAGGCUGAGGAAAAAAGCUCCACGGGGUUUGAGGGGGAGUCACCUUUCCUCCGUUGCUGGCGACGUGUGCAGGCCUCGCGCUGGGCCUUGGGUUUUGGCCGUGUAUGGCAGUUCAGACCUGGUUGGACAUGUGUGUCCCGUAGCCUCCCCCAGUGAUGAUUCGGGCACCGUUCUCCCGUGCAGCCGUGCUGCCUCGAGCUGGCUUCGACGGAUGCCCCAUUUGGCAGCAACAGCAAGGCCGCCUUGAAGGCCACAUGUCUUGGCAGUUUGGUACGCAAGUCUAGCAUCUCCGUCAAAAGCUUCCUCAAUUAAAAAAUGUAUUUUUGACUCUUA